Molecule: messenger RNA, 2413 nt
Organism: Juglans regia (Persian walnut)
Lineage: Eukaryota; Viridiplantae; Streptophyta; Magnoliopsida; Fagales; Juglandaceae
Product: probable LRR receptor-like serine/threonine-protein kinase At1g56130
Exons: 19
Coding region: 172-2136 (654 amino acids)
Molecular function (GO): protein binding
Source: RefSeq, a predicted model, not a curated record
UAAUGCGUAAUAAGCCAUCAUAAUGAACUCCCUACAUGGAUCUCUAGUCUCUAUUGUCUUAAAAUUUGCAGCCUGCCUGUCCUUGUCCUCUUCUCUCUCUCUUUUGCGUUUAUAAUUAUGCUCGUCCGUGGCUACGCAUGUGCGUGAGUGUGUUGCUGGUGCUGCUCAGCAAUGGAGCUCUGGAGAAUCUCUUUUCUUCUUCUCUGUGCAUUUCAGCUUGUUUCUGCACAGCAAACAACUGCUCCUGAUGAAGUGGCUGCUCUCAACAAGAUAAUAGACUACUGGAACUUGAGAAGCAAAGUGAACCUUACUAUCGACCCAUGUAGCCAGAAUGCACCAUGGGCUCCCGAGCUUGCGAAUCCCCGUGUGGCUUGUAACUGUGCUGGCAACAGCUGCCACAUCACUCACCUGAAGGUUUAUGCUUUAGACAUUUCUGGUGAAAUACCCAAGGAAGUUUUUCUGCUAAAGGAGCUGAUGGACUUGAAUCUGGGUCAGAAUGUUCUGAGUGGACCCAUACCGGAUGAAAUUGCACAGUUGCAAAAUAUGCAAUACCUUAGCCUGGGCAUAAACAACCUGACUGGUCGAGUGCCUCCAGAGCUUGGUAAUUUAACCAAGUUGGUUUCUCUAAGUUUUAGUUCAAACAACUUCUUUGGACCGUUACCAAUUGAGCUUGGAAAAUUGACCUCCUUGCAGCAGCUGUAUAUUGAUAGCAGUGGAGUGAGUGGACCAAUACCACAAGAACUUGCAAACUUAAAAUCCCUACAAAUUCUCUGGGCAUCUGAUAAUCUCUUUACCGGAAAGCUCCCAGAAUUCUUUGGGACCCUUACACAACUCAGGGACCUGCGACUUCAAGGUUCCUUGCUUGAAGGCCCAAUCCCAAGCAGUUUUGGUGCUCUAACUAAGCUAGAGAAUCUGAGAAUCGGUGAUCUUAGCAAGGAAGACUCAAAUCUUGAUUUCUUGGAAAAACAAACAAGUUUGUCCAUACUAUCUUUGCGAAACUGUCUAGUGUCGGGUGAAAUUCCAAAACGGAUCGGCACAUUUUCUAAGUUGCAACACCUGGACUUAAGCUUCAACAAGUUGAGCGGCCAAAUACCAGAAUCAUUAAAAGAUUUUCCUUUGUUGCAAUAUCUAUUUCUGGGAAACAAUAACUUGAGUGGACAGCUACCUGCGAAUAUCAUAAGUCCAAAGCUCAUCGCCUUAGAUAUCUCCUUCAAUCCCAUCUCUGGCAGUUUGCCUCUAAAUUUUUCAAAGAGAGGCUUUUCAAUGAAUGUUGUUGGAACAUCCAUCAAUGCAAAUAGUUUACUGGACAGGAAGGCAAUAGGGAUGCUGAAAUGCCUCCAAGGAAAUGCCGAAUGCAGUAACCAAGUUCCAGCCUCUUCAUUUUCUAUUAAAUGUGGAGGCACUGAACAAAUAUCUUCCACUGGCAUCAAAUAUGAUGAUGAUUCUGAAAACCUUGGAGCAGCUUCAAUGUACACAAGUUCUAAUGAUCAAUGGGUUGUAAGCAACACUGGAUUUUUCAUUUCCAAUCCAAGUGGACCCCAGUAUAUUGCGAAGACUGACUCUCAAAUCACGGAAACUUUAGAUUCUGAACUGUAUAAAACAGCAAGGAUUUCACCAAGCUCACUGAGGUACUAUGGCCUUGGCUUGAAGAAUGGAAAGUACAUUGUUGAGCUUCACUUUGCAGAGAUAACAAUGGACGAUGAUACUCAGUCUUGGAAAGGUCUUGGGAGGCGCUUAUUUGAUAUUUACAUUCAGGGUGAGAGAGUUCUCCAAGACUUCAACAUCCAAAAGGAAGCCGGUGGAUCCAAAAGAGCGUUGAUCAGAGCAUUCGAGGUCAAUGUAACAAACACAAUAAUGGAUAUCCACUUCUUCUGGGCUGGGAAAGGCACUUGCUGCAUUCCAUUGCAAGGCACAUAUGGACCAUUGGUGUCAGCAGUCGUUGCUUAUCAAGUUAAUGCUGGGUCUACUUCCAAACCGGACAAGAAGCGUGUAGGAAGAAUUGUUGGAAUAGCACUUGGAUGUGUAGCUGGUUUUGUGAUAAUCUUAUCAAUGUUCUACUUAUGGUUCACCAAAAAGGGUGCACCAGGACACAUGCGAGUAUACACAGACUCACCAAGGAAGAAAGGAUUACGCUGAUUUCGACCAUGUUAAUGUGUUAAAAUAGCAAUAAAUUGUUGCACUCGAGAAUGUUUUGGGUGCUGUUUAUGCUUUAUGCUUUUCAUUUUUCAAGGACCAGUUUCCAUUCAACUAUCCUAAAACUUCCUAACAACAGCAAAUGGUUGUGUCAAUGAAGAUGCAUAAUUGCAUUUAUAGUUGAUGAUGUAAGGCUUAAAAUAAAUUGGAUAGGAUUGUAGGGAGCACUUUUAUGUAAAAUAUAUAUGUUGUGAAAACAAAAUAUUGAAUGGUUUGUGAA